AUGUCGACCGACUUGACCGACGGCGUCGAUCACGGCGUCAGCUGCGGACCGACGCAUGAAGAUGGAGUUCUGGAGAUUCAGGCAGUUGGCUUGGAUGGAGAUGAAUGUUCAGUGCGAGUGCCUGCUUCUCUCACAGGUCGUCAGCUUCGAAAGAUCAUCAGCGACAAGCUUCCUCCCAAAGCUGGUGCAAGAGUUGCGCUGCAACAAGGACCUGAGAUGCUUCUUCUAGACAAGACCCUAAGAGAAUCCUUUGGGCUUGUAGACUCUGCAUGUGUGACCUAUGUUUACAUACCUGCCAGCCUCUAUGAAGCCUGGAGAUUGCUUUCAGGCUUGCCCGUUGCUGAUCACGCGAGUGCGCUGGAAGGCAUGACCCAACUGGAAGGUCUUUCAAAGGCUCAUCAGCUUGAGACACUUCCAAGGGGCCUCCACAGCCUUGUGUUUGGCUUUCACUUCAGUCAAAGUCUGGAGACUGUGACUCUGCCCUCUCAACUCCGGAACCUCUCAUUUGGUCGAGAUUUUAACCAAAGCUUGGCAGGAGUCACCUUUCCUGAAAGUCUUGAAAGCAUGACAUUGGGUCAACGUUUCAACCAGAGUUUAAAUCAAGUGAAUUGGCCCGGCCUGCGACACUUGACCCUUGGCGAUUCCUUCAAUCAGAGCUUGGAGAAGGUUUCUUGGCCUAAAUGCCUUCAGAGUCUGACUUUCGGCAGAGAUUUCAACCAGAGUUUGACCGGAGUUGCUUUGCCCUCGACCCUGCAAAGUCUCACAUUUGGCGAUCAAUUCAACCAGAGCUUGAAGGGAGUUACUCUACCUGCCAGCCUUCAGAUUUUGGUCUUUGGAUACUUGUUCAACCAGACCGUGGACGAUGUACUUUGGCCAAGAAGCCUUGAGAGUCUGACAUUUGGGGAUGAUUUCAAUCAGACUUUAGACGCGCUCAGAUGGCCUCAAGGUUUGAAGCAUUUGUCAUGUGGUGAUUUCUUCAACCAGCCCUUGGAUCGCGUUUGUUGGCCCACAGGCCUCCAGAGCCUACGCUUGGGGCAUUUCUUCAACCAGCGGCCAGACGGAGUGACAUGGCCUCGAGACCUUCAAACUUUGACUCUGGGAGACGAGUUCGCUUCGGAAAGCUUCACUUGGCCGAGGCACUUGCGCAGUUUGAGCGUUGGCAAAGGCUUCAAAGGCUUCAAAGGCUGGAGGUGUGAGGAAUCGCAUUCGCCUUCAUGCCUGGAGACUCUGGUUUGCUGUGAGCUUCACCACUUGGAUGAGACGUUGCCCGCGAAUUCCAGCGGAUUCAAGCAGAGAUGGGACCGUGACCGGUCCGCAAUGUGGGGUGGUUUAAAGCACCUGAGUUUGGGUGAGUUCAACCAGCCAGUGGAUGCAAUUCGAUGGCCGGAACAUUUAGAGACCUUGACCUUGGGUGAUGAAUUUAAUCAGACUUUGGAUGGCGUUCAGUGGCCAGAGGGUCUUCUAGAGCUGAAACUGGGCAACAAGUUCAACCAGAGUCUCCAGCAGAUCACAAGCUGGCCAGGUGGGCUACAGAGUCUUAGUCUCGGAGAUCAAUUCAACCAAACGUUGGAGAAAGCCGAACGCCAGGAGCCUGCUGCAGUUCGCAGCAAGCCUUUGAUGCGGCGGCGACAAGUCUUUGCGGAGGAGAGCGCCACUGCCACUGAGCUCGAAGAUGAGCCAGUGGAAGCAGAGGCACAGUGGAUCUUCGUGGAUUUCGCGGUUCUUUGGAUCUUUCGAGACACCUGGGUCGGUCGCCGUGCGCGAGACACGACACCGAAACGAUGGACCGCGCGGAUCGGCCUGCGGCGAGUGGAGGCUACGCGCUGCCGGCGCGGCCCAACCGGCAAGCCUUGGAGGCGCCACCUGCGCGGGCGAAGCCACGGACUUCGGCGCAGGCCUUUGGGCAAAACCGCCAGAGCGACCGUCCGCGCUCCAAAGGGCGGGCGGCCCAAGAGGAGAUCAUCGAGGAGUUCUUGGAAGGUUUGCUCGAUGGCUUCCGGAUGGCCGGCGUGGGCCACCGGAGCCCGGAGAAGGCACCCGUCUUGCAAGACCCCGGGAACUGGCAGGAUUUGGAUGGCAUCCCAAAGGCGACCGCCAGCUUUGAGAACCAGAGGAAGAUGCAGAUGUUCCGCGAGCUCAAGGGACCCGGGACAGGGCAGAGGCGGCGGAGGCAUGCGGAGGCGGAUUUGGGCACCAAGCCAGUGGGGGAGUCUCUACCAAGGUCUCUGGUGAGUAUCCCAGGAUCCCUCAGAUGAGCUAGGCCAAAAUCAUAUUGAGGGGGUUAUCCUAACAUGCUUUACUAGGGAUUACCGUCGUAUAUGGGACUUUCGACCAACUGAGC
Molecule: messenger RNA, 2341 nt
Organism: Durusdinium trenchii
Lineage: Eukaryota; Dinophyceae; Suessiales; Symbiodiniaceae
Source: the annotation of a GenBank genome assembly